GUUUAGCAUUAUUUGCACGCCGCUACUCUUAACCGUUCCAAAGUGCACCACUAACGCCUCCAUUCGAUUUAAAACCACCGCCGCUGGAGGAUUCACUGCAUUCAUGAACCACGUUCCAUGCAUUUUACAUUUUGAACCCCCUGGUUUUAUUUUUUGCACCACCCAAACCAAUUUCAGUUCAUCUACCCACUAGCUGGCGGCACAACUGCAACCACCACCUCUCGCCGCCGCCGCGACCACACUCCCAAUAAGGAACCAUUCAAUCCACCACUAUCUCUUUUGUAGCCUACAUCAACGUUGAAACAACACCAAGUCUCAACUCUUUAAACUAGCACCGCCUUCUCAUCUCCGGUGCCGCCCAUUCGUCUCCACGCCUCCGUCUCCGACCAAGCUGCUGCUGUCGCCUCCUUCUUCUUCAUUUGGUAGGGAUGCUAAAAUUUGAUUUUAGUGCAAAAUAGAAGCGUCAAUCCCAUUCAUAGAUACACGCCAUCAAUGGAAACAACAAAACGUUUAAACCCCACAACAAAAAUGACAACAACCAAGAAGAAGAAAACCAAUCAAACCCCAGAGAACAAAUUCCAAUUCGAGCUCAAUUCAUGUUCCAAAUCAAAGGACUUUCGCGGCGCAGUCUCUUUAUUUGAUGAUGCUGUUUCAAACAACACCCGUGUCAACCAACACCACCUCAACGCACUACUCUACCUCUGUUCCAACGCUGUCACAGACCCUUCCCUUAAACAACUCGCCUUAGAUUACGGUUUUCGCAUAUUCAACCACAUGUCCUCCCUAAACAUCACCCCUAACGAAGCCACUGUUGCCACUGUCGCGAGACUCGCUGCAGCUAAUGGUGAUGGUAAUCGUGCAUUUGAAUUGGUGAAGAAUAUUGGUAAUUACAAUGUUGCCCCUAGGCUACGGACUUACGAUCCUGCAUUGUUCUGCUUUUGUGAAUUACUUGAUGCUGAUAAAGCCUAUGAAGUUGAGGAACAUAUGAAUAGUGUUGGGGUUAGUUUGGAAGAAGCGGAAAUUGCAGCACUUUUGAAGGUUAGUGCGAAGAAGGGUAGGGCUGAUAGGGUUUACAUGUAUCUCCACAAGCUAAGGAGUGGUGUGACGUGUGUAGAGGAAUCGACGGCGACGGUUAUUGAGGAGUGGUUUCAGAGCAGCGAGGCGCGUGAGGUUGGUGAGGGGGAUUUGGAUGUGACGAGGGUUAGGGAGGCGGUUUUGAGGAAUGGAGGAGGGUGGCAUGGUUUAGGGUGGGUUGGAAAAGGGGAUUGGGUUGUGUCGAGAAUGAGUGUUGAUGAUGAUGGGAUUUGUUGUGGAUGUGGUGAGCAAUUGGUUUGUGUGGAUAUUGAUGAUGAGGAGAUGGAGAAAUUUGCUUCGUCUGUUGCGGCAUUGGCUGUGGAGCGUGAGGUCAAGGCAAAUUUUAGUGAAUUUCAGGGAUGGCUUGAGAAACAUGGCUGUUAUGAAGCCAUAGUGGAUGGUGCAAAUGUUGGGCUCUACCAGCAAAAUUUUGCUGACGGUGGAUUUAGCACUAAUCAGCUUGAUGAUGUUGUGAAAGAAUUGUACAAUCAGAGUGGGAAAAAAUGGCCGUUGGUUGUCCUGCACAACAAGCGUGUGAAAGGGCUGAUGGAAAAUCCUUCCAGCCGAAAACUGGUAGAGGAGUGGAUGAAAAACGGUGUGCUAUAUACAACUCCAAAUGGAUCGAAUGAUGAUUGGUAUUGGCUCUAUGCUACUGUAAAACUCAGGUGUUUGCUUGUGACAAAUGAUGAAAUGCGAGAUCACAUAUUUGAACUCCUGGGAAGCAACUUUUUCAACCAGUGGAAAGAAAGACAUCAGGUUCACUACACUUUUGUUAAGGGGAACUUGAAACUUCAGAUGCCACCACCAUAUUCGUUGGUAAUCCAGGAAUCAGAGAAAGGAUCAUGGCAUGUGCCUUUGGCAGUGGACACUAGCAACGAGUCUUCAAAACCUUGGCUGUGCAUUACACGGGCAAGUGCUGAUGAUGCUACUACUGCUUCUAAUGGUGUGGAUACUUCUGGAAAUAAUCACAUUCAUAUUGACCAGCCACAAAAAAUAGCAGAUGAAGUCCUUAGCUUAGAUUCCCAAGUCAUUGAGAAUAACAGUACUUCUGUGACUGGUAAAAGAAAAGAGAGAUCUGAUCCUUCCUGAUAAUUCUUUCCAUGGCACGAUCUUUCAAUUUUGACAGCUUUCAGGGUUGCUGGUGGGCAGUGGCUGUAAAGAUGGUUCAUGAUGUGAACAGCCGCUACCUGUCUAGUGUCGAUUGAGCUCUCUACACUUUACAUGAUUUUAAACCAUUUGAAUCAAAGGCUUAUUUAGAUUAUCAUUUGGCAUAAUUUAUGAUUUAAUUCAUUUUGUCUGCCAUAUCUUAUACGGAAAAAGGGAUUGGUGUUUUUUUAAACCGAGGCCUAUUUCAACUGUUAUGUACUUGUUAUAAUGUUGGUAGUUUUUAUUUACUAUUGUCCCUUAUGAAUAUUCGUUGCAAGGUAAUGAGGAAUAUAAUGAAAAAUUUGAGAGUUAGAUGAUGUG
Molecule: messenger RNA, 2541 nt
Organism: Medicago truncatula (barrel medic)
Lineage: Eukaryota; Viridiplantae; Streptophyta; Magnoliopsida; Fabales; Fabaceae
Product: proteinaceous RNase P 2
Exons: 8
Coding region: 493-2163 (556 amino acids)
Biological process (GO): tRNA 5'-leader removal
Molecular function (GO): protein binding; ribonuclease P activity
Source: RefSeq, a predicted model, not a curated record